GAAAAAGUUCAGAAACAAAUUUAACGUGAUUUGAGAACGUUGUGCGUCUUGCCGUCUUUGCAAGCGGGCGCCAAACUAACUAAAGCAAAUAUCCAAUAAAAAAAAACAUUAAAACGCAGUUUAAAAAACAAGUGUGUGUAACUGAAAAUUAGGCCUCUGAAAUAGGUGAAAACAGCAAUCAGAGGGACCUGAUAUCAUCGUUUUAUUGUUGCAUCCAUUGUUUGUUCGUCCUUGCCAUAUAUCGAGCUAAGCUUCUUUGGAGGAUAUCCCCUAAAAAAGAGAGCGUCACUCCUCUCGCACAUCGCUUAUUUCCACCACCCAUUAAGAUAAUCCAUUGAAAUCGGAAAUCGGACAAAUAAAAAAAACGGCAAGAUGUUCAUCGAAGACGAUGCCCAAAUGGACAGCUUCUGGGUGCAGAGCGCAAUUGGCGCGAUCAAGGCGAUCGCCUUCAUGUACGACAUCAUCACGCUACCGGUUUAUCUGGUGCUGCAGAAACCCUGGAAACGCCGGCAGGACUCUCGUCGAGUUAAGGCCAAGCCCAUUAACCAGAAAAUGUUGGUCGAUGAGUCCAAGUACGCGCCGGAUGACAUUGAGGCAAAAAUCAUACGAAAUGAUGACAAUGAGCUGACCUACCGGACUACAGAUCCGCCGCGUGAUGUCCACGUGAAGAUGUUGCAGGAGAACAUCGACACGCUGGAAAAAGUCUUCAAUUAUGUGGCCAAGACGUACACGUCGAAACGCUGCCUGGGUACCCGCCAGAUCCUCAGCGAGGAGGAUGAGGUGCAGCAAAAUGGUCGUGUCUUCAAGAAGUACAACCUGGGCGACUACAAGUGGAAAACUUUCACCGAGGCGGAGCGCACUGCGGCCAAUUUCGGACGCGGUCUUCGAGAACUGGGACAAAAACCGCGCGAGAACAUAGUAAUCUUUGCUGAGACUCGGGCCGAGUGGAUGAUGGCCGCUCAUGGAUGCUUCAAACAGGCUAUGCCCAUUGUGACCGUCUACGCUACACUGGGGGAUGAUGGAGUGGCCCACUGCAUCACCGAAACGGAAGUCACCACGGUUAUCACCUCGCACGAUCUGUUGCCCAAGUUCAAGACUCUGCUGGACAAGUGCCCCCUGGUGAAGACCAUAAUCUACAUCGAGGAUCAGCUGCAAAAGACGGAGACCACUGGCUUCAAGGACGGCGUCAAGAUAUUGCCCUUCAACCAGGUUGUGAAGUCCGGACAGGAAAGCAAAUUCGAGAACGUUCCACCCAAGGGCGAUGACAUUGCCAUCAUCAUGUACACUUCCGGCUCCACCGGCACACCCAAGGGCGUCCUGUUGUCCCACAAGAACUGCAUUGCCACAAUGAAGGGAUUCGUUGAUAUGGUGCCCAUCUAUCCGGACGAUGUUCUGAUCGGAUUCCUGCCCCUGGCCCACGUUUUUGAACUGGUUGCGGAGAGUGUAUGUCUUAUGACCGGCGUGCCCAUCGGCUACUCGACACCGUUGACCCUUAUCGACACUAGCAGCAAGAUCAAACGCGGAUGCAAGGGUGAUGCCACCGUACUAAAGCCCACCUGCAUGACUUCGGUGCCGCUGAUACUCGAUCGCAUCUCCAAGGGCAUUAACGACAAGGUCAACUCGGGCUCGGCGUUCAGGAAAUCGCUCUUCAAAUUCCUCUACCAGUACAAAGUAAAGUGGGUGCAACGUGGCUACAAGACGCCGCUAAUUGACAAAUUGGUCUUCAAAAAGGUGGCAAAGCUGAUGGGCGGCAAAGUGCGAAUCAUUAUGUCCGGUGGAGCACCUCUAUCAGCAGACACCCAUGAGCAAAUUAAGACCUGCCUGUGCUUGGAGCUUAUCCAGGGCUAUGGCCUUACGGAAACCACUUCUGGAGCCACAGUAAUGGAUUAUCGCGAUAUGACCUAUGGACGUACUGGAGGACCCUUGACCGUCUGCGAUAUCCGCCUGGUCAACUGGGAGGAGGGAAACUACCGCGUCACAAACAAGCCCCAUCCCCAGGGCGAGGUUCUCAUUGGCGGCGAGUGUGUCUCACAGGGCUACUACAAGUUGCCCGGCAAGACCAACGAGGAUUUCUUUGAGGAGGAUGGACGAAGAUGGUUCAAAACCGGAGACAUUGGCGAAAUCCAAGCUGAUGGCGUACUUAAGAUUAUAGAUCGUAAGAAGGAUCUCGUUAAGCUGCAAGCCGGCGAAUAUGUCUCUCUGGGCAAGGUUGAAUCUGAGUUAAAGACAUGUGGAAUUAUCGAAAACAUUUGCGUAUAUGGAGAUCCCACUAAGCAAUUUACCGUGGCGCUGGUCGUUCCCAACCAGAAGCAUCUGGAGGAGCUUGCUGAAAAACAUGGCCUGGGAGACAAGACCUACGAGGAGCUGUGCUCAUCGCCCAUCAUAGAAAAGGCUAUACUCAAGGAGAUUGCCGAGCAUGCGCGGAAAUGCAAAUUGCAAAAGUUCGAGGUGCCCGCCGCUAUCACGUUGUGCAAGGAGGUCUGGUCUCCAGACAUGGGGCUGGUAACGGCUGCCUUCAAACUGAAGCGCAAGGAUAUUCAGGACAGAUAUCAGCAUGAUAUUAACCGCAUGUACGCCUCAUGAAAAUUAAUGUACUAAGCCAAGGGUAACAGAUGCAGCGACGACAAAAACACGGAAAAAACUACAUUAGUGGAGCAGCAGCAAUGAAGCUAGUGUGUACUAAUGGCGAUUUAGUAGCACCCUACACGGCAUUAACAUGCAUACCAAAUCCAAAACCAAACUAGCCUAAGUCCUAAAAGAUCUGAAAGACGAGCAAAACAUUUGAGAAAACGCUUAGCCGCAUUGUGCAUGUAAAGACAGAAAGUUCUCAUUUACAAAUUGGAUUUGUUUCCUUUUAUUUGCUAGAAUUUUGAAAUUAUUCGUUUCUCAUCCUAAUAAAUAAAGAUUGUUGAAGUUUUGUUGGUAGACAGCUGCAGCUGGGUUUGGUUUGGAAAUGCGCUGUGUAUGUGCUUAGAAUGCUGUUGAACAGAUUGACAAUGAUAAAGAUAAAGAGAAUGAAUAUUGUAUACUGUACAGUUUUCGGUUUUUAGUACAUUUUGUGGCAAUUGAAUAUUGCAUAAACAAUACUUAUUUUUAUAGUAAGCUUAAGUGGUUGCCUAUUAAUUAUGUACAUACGAUAUAUACACACAAAUAUUUAAAUGCAUAUAUGUGUAUAAUAAAUCUAAUAUUUAGUGUACUUCUCUAUGCUCUAAGUUUAAUGUAUGGAAUUCUUGAAGUAAUGAAAUGUUGAAUGCAGAAAAGAAAACGACUUGAUUAUGAAUUAAAAGCAACAACUGAAAAGUGAAGAAAGUGAGAAUUUCCCUGGCAAAAUGCUUCUCUUUGGCGCGAAAGAAAUGCAUCUAAACACAAAUGGAACCAUCCAAAAAUUAUUUUUAAUUACAAAAAGGCAAAAUGGUUACAAAUGGUAAACGUAAAAUAUAUUUUAGCUCAAUUUAGUUAAAGGAAAAUCCACAUCAAAUGAAUUUUAUUAAAAACAUUAGCGAGAAAAGUCAAAAUUAGAAUGCAACAAAUGAAAGACUAGUACUAAAAUAUAAAAACCAUGAAAACCGCAAGGUGUCCAACAAAAACGCCUAAUUUAAAGACGUAUAAAACAAAAUAUUUGUUUUACGUGUGCAAGAACUUUUUAAUACAUUGUAGUCAUAUUUUUAGUUAAACUAUGUAUAUUUAGGAAACAUUUAGCAAUUUUUUGUGGGAAACGUGGCGUUUCUUUAAAAUAAAAUUCAACUGAUAAAAACACA
This is a messenger RNA of Drosophila rhopaloa, 3758 nucleotides long. It is a transcript of the gene Acsl, whose product is annotated as long-chain-fatty-acid--CoA ligase 3. The transcript has 12 exons. Bases 373 to 2583 code for a protein of 736 amino acids. Gene Ontology annotation, molecular function: palmitoyl-CoA ligase activity. Gene Ontology annotation, cellular component: lipid droplet; endoplasmic reticulum; plasma membrane. The record is from RefSeq and is a predicted model, not a curated record. Lineage: Eukaryota; Metazoa; Arthropoda; Insecta; Diptera; Drosophilidae. Gene Ontology annotation, biological process: long-chain fatty acid metabolic process; neuron differentiation; long-chain fatty-acyl-CoA metabolic process.